Messenger RNA from Adineta ricciae, 696 nucleotides. NCBI's taxonomy places the organism in Eukaryota, Metazoa, Rotifera, Eurotatoria, Adinetida, Adinetidae. The record is from the annotation of a GenBank genome assembly.
AUGAAUCAUUUCAUUUUUUUUUGUUUUUUCUUACUUUCUAUGCGUGAACAAAUGGUUUUGGACGAAAAGAUUGUUGGCGUGGAAUUAAGCGCCAGUAAAAAACAAUUUAAAUGGCCUGUGAAUGACACCGAGAAGAAAGCAAAGGACAGUGAAGAUGAUGACAACGAAAGCAGUGACGAAAUGUCCGCUUUACAAAAGAUCUUUGUUGUUCACAGUGCAGUGCUUGGUGUUGGAGCCAAAGCUGAUCAACGAAAUUUAGUUCAUUUAACAAUCAAAGAUACGUCUGGUGAUAAAGUUAUUCUCGAUCAGCCCAUUCUUUCUUUGUCAGUUAACAAAAACGAUUCGAUCUCAGCGUUUAAUCUUCGUGUUUCACUCAGUGAGACAACUGAAGUGACAUUUAAACUAGUCGAAGGCGAUGGACCAGUUCAUUUAAUAACUUCGAAAAUACUUGAACCUCCAUUCGAUUUCGGUGGUUAUUCAUCGGAUGAUGAUGAAGAUCAAUUUGAUAAUAUGAGUGUAACAAGCGAUGAAGAUGUUCCUCAAAAUGCUGGUGAUCGAAAAGUACAACUGAAUUUAACAGAAAAAUCAUCGAAAAAAUCCAAAAAACAUGCAGCAGGAUCAGCAAAUAGUCAUGCAAACAAUAACAGUUCAGCUGAAGCACAACAACAGAAGAAAAAACGAAAGAAAGAUGAAUAA